Molecule: messenger RNA, 1603 nt
Organism: Castor canadensis (American beaver)
Lineage: Eukaryota; Metazoa; Chordata; Mammalia; Rodentia; Castoridae
Gene: Fam174b
Product: family with sequence similarity 174 member B
Source: RefSeq, a predicted model, not a curated record
GCCGCCUCCGUCGCGGGAUCUCGGGGUGCAGGCCUCGGCGCGGGUGCGGAACCCGGGCGCCCCGCGCGCGCCCUGCCGGCCGCCGCCCGCACCAUGCGCGCCGCGCUUCUCCCGCUGCUGCUGCUCGCGGUCCUGGCUGCGCCGGUCGCCCGCGCCAGCAGAGCCCAGUCCAACCCCGCGCCACAGCCCCAACCUGAGCCCGGCCCCGGGCCCAGCAACGCCACCUGGCCCGGGUCUGGGGCGGCGGAGAGCGGCGGUGGCAGCUCCAACAGCAGCCGUGAGACCUUGGUGAUCCGCAUCUCCACUCUGCUCCGCGAUCUGCCCACCGUGAAGGCGGCCGUGAUCGUGGCGUGCGCCUUCAGCGCUCUGUUCAUCGCCUGCUUGCUGCUGCGCGUCUUCAGGUUGGGAAGGAGGUUAAAGAAGACUCGCAAAUAUGACAUUAUCACCACUCCUGCCGAGCGUGUGGAAAUGGCCCCGCUGAAUGAGGAGGACGACGAGGACGAGGACGCUACAGUAUUUGACAUCAAAUACAGGUAAAACCUGUUUUUUCGCAUGUUCGCAUCCUGUGGGAACUUGGCCAGCUGCAAGUGAAGAAUCUGGGAGCUGCCUCUUGUCUGAAGGGUUGAAGCCAAAACAAAUGUUUAUUCACAAAACUCUGGCUGCAGUCUCAGAAUGUCACCGGCAAAGCUUGCUUCCAAAUCACCACACUAAAGUUGCCUCUGCUUACCCUUUGGGCACCCCUUUGAAAGGUCACCCCCCCACACACACCGUUAAGAGGUUUUCUGCCUUCUUAAGGGGCAAAGACUAGAAGCAUUGAUGUAAAAGAAUUUUUUUUUGAUGAUAGUGAAAGUGCUAUGAGAAGGAUCACGAAUCUAAAAGAUGACGGGAGUGUCUUUAGCUGUGUGUUUGGAAUUCCUGACACCCUGCUGUCCCAAAUCUACUGCUGGACUGCUGACCCUUCAGUGGUCCCUUGGGCUUCGUCGUCAGUUCUGGAUGUAUUUUAGGGUGAUGGCUGGAGUGAAAUUUCAACUUUGCAACUGGUCAGCCCCCACCACAAAUGUACAAGAUGUGACUUUCUCCUCCUGCCUCCUUCUUUACAGGGGUCUUGGCAGAAAUAAGAAUCAUGGCUAAUUCACAAAGAAUUUUGAAUUUCAAGUGUCAGGGAAACAAAAUGUGCACACCUGGGUGUGGUUGUAUCUAAAAUAGCUGCCCUCAAGGGAGUGGAAAGCCCUAGGAAGCUUUUGGUUAGUAAUAUAUUUUUUUAUUUUUAUUUUUUGGUGUUUCUCUACCCUGUCAUAGUUCCAUGUCAUUUGUUUUAGAAAUAUAAUUGUAGAAAAAUCACUGUGGUAAUUUAAGCGAAUGAUGGCUUGGUUGGCUGAGAAAAGAAAAGCGUCAGGGACUGUGUUGGAAGUCAGGCCAGGCCAGGGUGGACUGAAGCCCUCCACAGGUAGGUGCUUCACCUGGGAACUGGUGAAGUGACAUUACCCAGAGAUACCUUCUGGAAACAGGGCCUCGGGCCCACGUCUCAGGUUGAUGGAGGCCUCCCACUUAGCUCUUCUUCCCUAUUGCUGCACCCCAGAUGCUCAAGUCUACUAGCAGUGCC